UGCUCGCGGAACCUAUCGGAUAAUCCUCGCUUCCACUCACGGAAAACUGGUGAUUGAUGCUUUGAUUGAAUGUGUAACGUUUCGCUGUUCUAUGAAAGUAUGCAGAAAAUUCGUUUCCUCUACAUACUUUUCUAUGCUUUUUUACCUUUCCAAGAUGCCAAAGUUUUACCAAAGGACAAGAAUAAGAUUCAGCUUGACGGGGAUUUAAUUUUUGGUGGACUGUUUCCCAUGCAUGAAAAAGGCAAAAGUGGUAAAAGUUGUGGAACGAUCAAAAAGGAAAAGGGGAUACAGAGACUGGAGGCCAUGCUGUUUGCAGUAGACAGAAUUAACGCGGACGACUCGCUGCUACCCGGUGUGAGUCUAGGGGUACAUAUUCUGGACACGUGCAGCUCUGAUACGUACGCCCUGGAGCAGUGCAUGGACUUCAUCAAGGCUCGGCUGACCAGCUUUGACAUGAGCGACUACAAGUGUGAGAACGGGAGGAACCUGGUCUACGCCCCCGUGAAGCCUGUAGUAGGGGUGAUAGGAGCCGCCGCUAGCACUGUGUCCAUUAUGGUGGCCAAUAUCCUCCGGCUGUUUCAAAUUCCCCAAAUAAGCUACGCCUCGACAAGCAUAGAUCUAAGCGACAAAUCGAGGUUCGAGUAUUUCUCCCGAGUAGUGCCCCCUGACACAUUUCAAGCUCAGGCAAUGGUGGACAUUGCUAAGGCCUUUGGUUGGAAUUACGUCAGCACACUUGCAGAUGAAGGGGACUACGGGGUGAAAGGGAUCGGGGCCUUCAGGGAGAGGUCUACUGACGCAGGAAUAUGCGUCGCCCAAUCCUUGACCAUUCUCCGCGAUGAUGCAGAUUCUAGAAUUGAGCAGUUAGUUUUAGAAUUGUUGAAGAAUGAACGAGCCAAAGUAGUAGUGAUGUUUGCAAAUGAAGACAACGCCAAAAGGGUUUUGAAAGCACUUCUUAAAGUCAACACUACCUCAGAGUUCACGUUUCUGGCUAGUGAUAGCUGGGGCGCUAAGAUACAUCCGGUGAAAGGCCAAGAGACGGCGGCAGAGGGCGCUGUUACGUUACUUCCGAAACGACAUGUCAUAAAAGAGUUUGACGAGUACUUCACCAAUCUUACCGUGGACAACAACAGGAACCCCUGGUUUUCGGAAUUCUGGCAAGAGACAUUUAACUGUUCACUGACCAACAAGUCACGGACCAAACAAUGCUCAGGAAAUGAGUUCAUCGGGAUGAAAGGCGCCGCCUACAAUCAGGAAGGCCUGGUUCAAUUCGUCAUUGAUUCUGUGUAUGCUUUGGCGCAUGCGUUACACAACCUACUGGCCGAGGAGUGCACAAUUCCUUUCUCAAAUUGCACAACAAAUGCCAUUAGAUCCGGAGAGGAGGUUUUGAAAUACAUCCGAAAUGUGUCUUUUCAAGGCGUAGGAGGUGAUUUGGUAGGCUUUAAUGAGGAAGGCGACAGUUUUGGAAAGUACGACAUUUUCCAAUAUCAGCAGAUUUCAAAAGGAGUUUAUAAAUAUGUCCACAUUGGCGACUGGAUUGACAGAUUACGCUUAAAAAACUCGAGAAUCAAAUGGAAGAAGGAAAAUGCCCCUUAUUCCGUUUGCAGCGAGGCGUGUCCUUCGGGCUUUGCAAGGCUGGAAAAGGGGUUAAAAUGUUGCUGGGGAUGUUUCCAAUGUGCAUUCAAUCAGUAUUUAGCAGACGAAUAUACUUGUAAAGACUGUCCAGAGGGAUCAAAACCUUCUCGGAACCAGUCGAUAUGUAGCCCUCUUCCUGUGCUCUCCUUGGAAUGGAGGAGCUUUUGGAUGUUGCUUCCGGUUGCAUUCACCAGUAUAGGAGCAGUGUUAACUAUACUAGUGAUAGCUGUAUUCAUACGCUAUAAUGAAACACCUGUCAUCAUGGCUUCAGGAAGAGAAUUGUGCUAUGUGCUUCUGAUUGGGAUCCUAAUGGCUUACGGGACCUCUGUUAUGAUGCUUGUUCGUCCAACUGUAAUUUUGUGCACGCUUAGGCGACUUGGGCUCGGGGUAUCUCUGUGCUUGAUUUACGCGGCGAUGCUGACAAAAACCAACAGAAUCUAUAGAAUAUUCAACAAUGGGAUCAAAGCAAUGGUCAAAAGACCCAGCUACACAAGUCCGCGGUCGCAGAUAGUGAUAUGUUUUGGCAUCGUUUCUGUUCAAAUCGUAGGAGGAAUCACGUGGCUCGGGUUUGAGAAGCCUGACACAAUGUUUGUGCUCCAAAACCAGGAGUACUUAGUGUUGAAGUGCAGGGCCAGCCAGACUGCUAUCAUUGUGUCGCUUACCUAUAAUAUAGUGCUGAUAAUAAUAUGUACUGUGUACGGAGUCAAAACAAGGAAAAUACCUCAAAACUUCAACGAAGCCAAAUGCAUAGCGUUCACCAUGUACAGUACCUGUAUAGUUUGGCUCGCCUUCAUUCCUAUUUAUUUUGGAGCAAGUGGUGGCGAUUUCAAGAUUGAAGUUACCUCUCUUUGUAUGUGUGUUAGCAUCAGCGCCACUGUCGCCCUGGUUUGUAUAUUUGCUCCAAAGGUAUACAUUGUGUUGCUUCAACCUCAUAAAAACAUCAGACAGGGUGCAUCUACAUCUCUGAAAAACAAUCACCCAACCCUCUCCCGCAUUAUAUCGGAACAGGCGGAGUCUCUAGGGACAUUUCCUUUUCAAAACGGAGGAGUGUACACCCAUCCAAAUCAGACCACGCAGACAACGCAUACAACAAUCAAUGACGUAUUUGGUGAUGACGUCGACCUCGACGACCUUUCUAGUGAUGAUGCAACAGGAGAUGACAAAUCCAGGACGAAAUUGAAUCCACCAAUGGAAGCAGAUAUUUGAGAGCAUAGUAGCUUUUUGUAUUGUCCUGUUUCCCGCAUGGUUUAUCAACUGUUGAACAUUCCAAAAUGUUAUCAGACUUCUAAACACACAUUGUGACCCAUAUUCAUUUGAUUCAGUUAUUAUCUCGUGUCAUUGUAUAGUAUUUAUAAUAACAUUUUAGUAUUUAUUCAAGUUUGCUUUGGUGCUGUGAAUUGUCCUUGCCAUUGUGUACAGACUUUGUUUAAAGAUCCGUAUGUACUAGUGAAUGUUGAUUGUAAUGCACAUUCCUCUAUAUAUAUAAUCAUGCGUUGUUAAAGCAUAAUAGAUAUAAUUAUUUAUUAUGAUUUGGUGUUUUGAAGUUCCUAUAAAAAUUUCUUAAACUUCAA
Molecule: messenger RNA, 3203 nt
Organism: Magallana angulata
Lineage: Eukaryota; Metazoa; Mollusca; Bivalvia; Ostreida; Ostreidae
Product: metabotropic glutamate receptor 8-like
Exons: 8
Coding region: 70-2838 (922 amino acids)
Biological process (GO): G protein-coupled glutamate receptor signaling pathway; regulation of synaptic transmission, glutamatergic
Cellular component (GO): membrane
Molecular function (GO): adenylate cyclase inhibiting G protein-coupled glutamate receptor activity
Source: RefSeq, a predicted model, not a curated record